AUGACGUCACUCGCAAGACCGACCUUCCCGCUUGGUGCUGCCACACACCGACUGGCGAAGCAAGCUACCUAUGGCCGUGGGGGCUAUACCGCUACCGCCGCGGCGAAUAGUCCCGCCCUGCGGUACCAAACCGGCGGCGGUGUGGGCCGCUACUCGACGGCGACGUCUCCGUCCGCGAAGCCACUCUCGCUCUAUACCUGGCGCACGCCCAACGGCCGCAAAGUCUCCAUCUUCCUCGAGGAACUCAAGGCACAGUACGGCCUCGCGUACGAAGCGCACCCGGUGGACAUCUCAACAGGCGUGCAGAAGGAGCCGUGGUUCACGCGCCUGAACCCGAACGGGCGCAUCCCCGUGCUCGUCGACGCCAACCGCCCCAGCCCCGGCGGCGAUGGGCACGCGGUGUUCGAGUCGGGCGCGAUCCUGCUGUACCUCGCGCAGCACUACGACACGCUGCGCAAGUUCGCCGCGGACGCGCAGGCGGACCCGGAGACGUACAGCGAGGUGCUGCAGUGGAUCUUCUUCACGCACGGCGGCAUCGGGCCUAUGCAGGGACAAGCGGGCCACUUCGUGCGGGCGGCCCCAGAGGACAUCCCGUAUGCGAAGAAGCGGUACAUCGACGAGACGAAGCGGCUGUAUGGUGUCCUCGAUGCGCGCCUGGCGGGCAGGGAGUGGCUGGCGGGGCGCGACGGGGGGACGUACAGCAUCGCGGACAUGAACGCGUUGCCAUGGGUGAGCGUGCACGGGUUCGUCGAAAUCGAGACGCUGGAUGAGUGGCCGAACGUUAAGGCGUGGGUCGAGCGGGCGAUGGAGAGGCCCGCGGUGAAGGCGGGGAUGCAGGUGCCAUAGAUCGGCGUCCGGGGGCUCGGACGUACUUAUGGCCCUGUCGCGCGCAUCGCGGAUCGUCCGCCCUUGCGCAGGGCAAGGAUCAACGGGUGGAAGGGGUCGAGAUCGUGAUACGUACGUUAUAGAAGUAUCGUUUACUUUGUGCUGCGUUCUGCGUACCCUGUAGACAGGUCAGAAGCAGAGGCGGGUUGAAUCACACUGACAGGUGUUCUGUCG
Messenger RNA from Trametes versicolor FP-101664 SS1, 1059 nucleotides. RefSeq names its product glutathione S-transferase C-terminal-like protein. The coding region runs from base 1 to 846 and encodes 281 amino acids. The transcript has 7 exons. The record is from RefSeq and is a predicted model, not a curated record. NCBI's taxonomy places the organism in Eukaryota, Fungi, Basidiomycota, Agaricomycetes, Polyporales, Polyporaceae.